UCUCAGACACGGCUAACUCUUACAUCUUCUUCACGAUCCCUUUGGAACUCGGGAUCAGCAAAAAAGAAGAAAAAUGGAGAAGAAGCGUGAAGGAGUAAUGGAAAGAACGAGCCAGAUCGUGUCAGAUCCGUACUACUUCCUCCACUUCAUGGCCUUCUUCUCAUACCUUCCGAUCCGCACCACCGUCGCACAGUACACUUCUCAUCGACUAUUCGACAGAGAAGUCCAAGCCUUUCUAGCCUUCCUCAUGUUCUCAGCUAUCAAGAUGGUUAGGGAGGAAACAUGGGAGGCUUUUGUUGCUGAUAGCUUUCUCUACGCUAAGAUCUUUCUCAUUGCGGUUUCGUUGGUUAUGGAUUAUCGAGUUGCGAUCUGGUUCUGUGUCAUUUUUUCAGUGGUGUAUCUUUUAGCUCAACAGCCAGCGUUUAGUAAGUUAGGAACAGCGAAGAAGCUAACACCUAUGCAGUUGGAGGAUUUGCUAUCAGAUGGUACCACAACUAAAUACUGGUUGGUAGAAUUCUAUGCAUGUAGUUCAGCCAAGUGUGUUCGUUCAAGCCGCUGCUUUCCUGAGCUCUCCAUCACGUACUCGAAUAGUCUUUUGUCUUUUGGAACCAUCGAUCUUGGACUGUUCCCUAAUGCUGCAGCAAAGUUUGGAAUCUCUCUUGCCGGUGGAAUGUCUCAGCUUCCCACAUACAUAUUGUUUGAAAAGGGUGCAGAAGUUUCUCGUUUCCCAGACUUUUAUGUUGACGCUGCACCGGCUUUACCCGUAACCAAGAAACUUCUGUGUCAACAUUUUGAGCUUGAUCGUCUUCUGCUUGACUACAUCAACGGAUCAUAGCCAGAGGGAGAGAGAAAACAUAUGUAGAUGGCUUCUCGUGAAAGAGGAGUAUGCACACAUCAGCGCACCAUCGGGGGCUAUAAGAGGCAAACAUUUUGGUCUAUCGCAUUCUUUUUUUUAUCUUUGAUCUUCUUAUAAUGGGCAUUUUUAGUGAGGCUCGCCUGAGGAAACUAUAGAUACUGUUUGUGUGUUAUAGAGAGAUGGGAAGAUUAUGCUAAAAAAUCUUGAAUUUGAUUUGAUGUUUAAUGAAAUCUUCUGAGUUUUUAGUACC
Messenger RNA from Raphanus sativus (radish), 1106 nucleotides. RefSeq lists its product as uncharacterized. The transcript is spliced from 9 exons. Lineage: Eukaryota; Viridiplantae; Streptophyta; Magnoliopsida; Brassicales; Brassicaceae. The coding region runs from base 74 to 835 and encodes 253 amino acids. The record is from RefSeq and is a predicted model, not a curated record.